Glarea lozoyensis ATCC 20868 is the source of this 390-nucleotide messenger RNA. RefSeq lists its product as uncharacterized. The record is from RefSeq and is a predicted model, not a curated record. Lineage: Eukaryota; Fungi; Ascomycota; Leotiomycetes; Helotiales; Helotiaceae. The transcript has a single exon. The coding region runs from base 1 to 390 and encodes 129 amino acids.
AUGGCGCACCUCCUCCGCCUCCUCCUCCACCUCCAAGGCAUGCUCACCUCCUGGCCGACCAAUCAAACCCACGACUGGCUCAUCAUCCUCGCCGACUGGGAGAAUUGCCAAAUCAACAAAUGUCGUCUCGAUGGCAAACGCAUCUACAUACCAAGAAUGGGACGGAGUUGGGAUAAGAUUGAUUUGUGCAAUGAGGUGAAUGCGAAUAAGGAUUUUUAUUUGGGCGUGGACUUUGUUGGGGGCGCGGAUGAUUGUACGGGGAAGUUUUGGAGCGCGGAGGUUAGGGAGAGGGUGAGGGCGAGGGAGGUAAUGGGGGAGGAGGGUGGGGGGAUUAAAAAAUGGUUUGCGAGGGGGAGUAAGGAUGGGGAUGAGAAGGGGAGGGGGAAAUGA